CCUAAAGAAGUUGACUCAGUUUGAGACAAAUCCUCUCCCACCUCAAAAAUAAAAUAAAAAAACCGAACCUUUUUUACGAUGAACAACGUCGAAUCCGCACAAAAACCAACGGAUGACGACAAAGUCUGCGGGGAGUGCAAGUCGAAUCCAUGGAAGUACAAAUGCCCAGGAUGUUCAAUUCGAUCGUGCGGCCUUCCCUGUGUCAAAGCUCACAAGAAGCGAACAGGUUGUACCGGAAAAAGGAAACUCACCGACUUCGUUCCCCUCUCCAAGUUCGACGACAAUCUCCUCCUCUCUGACUACAAUAUGCUGGAGGAGACGAAGAGAGUGGCGGAGUCUGCUCUGAGAAGGAGACAACAGUUAUGUAAAAACAACCCUAACUUUAGGUUUCUUUAUGCUAAGAACCCUUACUUUAAGUUACCCUUUGAUCUUCGGAGCCUUAAGUCUGCUGCUGACCGCGGAACUAAGCUGUGGCUUCUCCCUAGUGGGAUGUUGAAGAGGGAUAAGAACCAGACUCGUUACGAUAACCGGAGAAAGUGCAUUCAUUGGACAGUUGAGUGGCGGUUUCACUCUACAGAUGUGGUUCUUGUUGAUCAUGGUGUUGGUGAAGAUACAAGCCUCUGCUCUGUGAUAGAGAAUCAUCUUAAGCCAGGCCCUUGGAUUCACAAGCUCAAGCCUUUUUGUGACGUGGAUCUUGAUUCCCUCAAGCUUUUUAUUCGCAAGUACCCCAAGGGUGUAAAGGUUCCUUACAAGGAGCUGGACAUCAAGGCUUCUUUGAGGCAACAGCUUGCUCAAGUAACUAUCUUAGAGUACCCGGUGAUCCAUGUUUAUCUUCCUUCGCACACCUAUGACUUUGAAGUUAUCAGAGACUUUGACCGUGAGAAAACGACACCGGAGCCUAAGUACUAUAGCCAGGCAGAAGGUGCAACCACACGAGAAGAGGAAAUAGAAGAAGAAGGAGACGACAUUGACUCCUUUGAGCCAGAGGUUCUUGAUCUUAUCAAACAAAUAAACUAUAACCGCUCAGAGGGCAGCAAGGGUGAGGGUGGGGUUAGCAAAAAUGCACAUCCUGAUGAUGACAUGGAGCUGGAGUUUGAGCAAGGGUUAAUAGACACAUACUCUGAUCUCUUCCCGGAGUUGAACCCUGGUGAUUACUUCAACUUUGAAUGUGAGUUUGCAAAGGGGUUUGAUUCUGAUGAUAACUGCAAUCUCCAAAGUCUAGCUACUUCUACUGAUUUGAACACUGAUGGACUAGAGGAAGGGGAGAUCGUUGAAUGAGGGUCAUCUUUCUCUUUCCACUGCAACAUUCUUGGUCAUGCCUGAAGUGAACCUCCCUUGUUGAAGCACGUUGGCUAUAGUGUUUGUAUCAUCCAAAGCUUUUACAGAACUAGAUAGCCAAUCGAUUUGAUUGCAGAACUAGUGGUCAUAGUUGUUUAUGUAGCCUAGGUGUUUAAUUAUUUAUCACAUUCAAUAUUAUUUAGUUGAUGUAAGAGAACGCCUCCCAAACUUUUUUUGUUUAUUUUCUUGUCCUCUUUCUAUCUACAGACAAGUCUUGUAGUGUUGAGGACCG
Molecule: messenger RNA, 1570 nt
Organism: Raphanus sativus (radish)
Lineage: Eukaryota; Viridiplantae; Streptophyta; Magnoliopsida; Brassicales; Brassicaceae
Exons: 5
Coding region: 79-1278 (399 amino acids)
Biological process (GO): snoRNA localization; maturation of LSU-rRNA from tricistronic rRNA transcript (SSU-rRNA, 5.8S rRNA, LSU-rRNA); box C/D snoRNP assembly
Cellular component (GO): nucleus; pre-snoRNP complex
Source: RefSeq, a predicted model, not a curated record